Messenger RNA from Sinocyclocheilus anshuiensis, 1233 nucleotides. Its product is annotated as H/ACA ribonucleoprotein complex subunit 1-like. Gene Ontology annotation, molecular function: box H/ACA snoRNA binding. The transcript is spliced from 7 exons. Gene Ontology annotation, cellular component: box H/ACA snoRNP complex. NCBI's taxonomy places the organism in Eukaryota, Metazoa, Chordata, Actinopteri, Cypriniformes, Cyprinidae. Bases 10 to 762 code for a protein of 250 amino acids. Gene Ontology annotation, biological process: ribosome biogenesis; snoRNA guided rRNA pseudouridine synthesis. The record is from RefSeq and is a predicted model, not a curated record.
CGCCCAAACAUGGUAUUCACUUCCGUUUUUACGACAGUCUGUGAGUCGGUGUUCAUUUACGGCAGGCAGUGUAGGCACAUGUGUUUCCAGAGUCAACAGCGUCUUUCAAGAUCAGAAGGAAAGAGUAUAGUGUGGGGAAAAAUUAUUAAAGAAUGGCAACAAAGGAUCUCUGUCAUGUCAUUCCGCGGGGGUGGUGGUCGAGGAGGGGGUCGUGGCGGUGGUUUUAACAGAGGUGGUGGUCGUGGAGGCGGAUUUGGAGGGGGUCGAGGUGGCAGAGGUGGAUUUCACAGAAAUCAAGACUUCGGACCACCGGAGUAUGUUGUCGCUUUGGGAGAGUUCAUGCACCCCUGUGAGGAUAAUAUUGUCUGUAAAUGUGUGACGGAGGACAACAAAGUGCCCUACUUCAACGCUCCUGUAUAUCUGGACAACAAAGAGCAAAUUGGAAAAGUGUACGAGAUCUUUGGGCAGCUUCGUGAUUUUUGUUUUUCAGUCAAACUUUCUGAAAAUAUGAAGGCAUCCUCCUUCAAGAAGUUACAGAAGUUCUUCAUUGACCCUAUAAAGCUGAUGCCCCUCCAGAGAUUCCUCCCGAGGCCUCCAGGUGAGAAGGGGCCACCCCGUGGAGGUAGAGGAGGAGGAAGAGGUGGGAGAGGAGGUGGCUUCCGUGGAGAUCGUGGUGGCAAUGGUGGUGGUGGAGGAUUUGGUGGACGUGGAGGAUUCAGAGGAGGCAGAGGUGGAGGACGUGGAUUCAGAGGUGGAAGAUGAUGAAGGUCUCACAGUAUGGGAUGUGACCUUCCUUCUGCUGGGGAGACUUCCAGUGAGAAGCCCGAAGCAGCAUUUGGACUGUUAAUUGAUGCCGCUCUUGUACAGCUGAACUUUUUACUUUGUUUUGUACCAUAUGUGUAUUUUUCUGCAGUAGAUUUUUUUAUUUGGUAUACUAAUAGGGCUGAGGUUUUAAGUUACCACAUCCCUGUGUUCAAAGAGGGCAGGUGUCUCCAUAACCUUGACUGGUUGGUUUGCAUCCACUGACAGCUGGACCAGUAUAGACUUGAGCAACAUCAAGGUUAUGUAGUGUGACACAAUGGUAAAGCCAACUCCACAGAUACUACUAAUAAUAAUAAUGUAAAAAACAUUGUUGGAUUAUAAUGGAUAUUUGCAUUUACAGAAUUGCAAUUUGUUUCAUUUGAACUCCAGAUGCCACCAUGGACUUGCAAAAAAAACCCCGAUGGUAUUACU